Messenger RNA from Dovyalis caffra, 333 nucleotides. The record is from the annotation of a GenBank genome assembly. Lineage: Eukaryota; Viridiplantae; Streptophyta; Magnoliopsida; Malpighiales; Salicaceae.
AUGAAUCAAAAGACAAAGUUAUUGGUGGUGAAGAUUCGAGCUAUAGGUUUGGGUGAGGGAGAUGGUGGUAGUGGCUUGACAAGAACGAAGGGUGGUAAAAAGCUAGUUAUGAGACAGGCUGCUUCAGUGAAGUCAAUUCGGACGCGUGAAUACUUUGUGGUAGGGCCUGGUAUUGUGAAACCUCCGGCAGGAGAAUUAUUGUUCGAUUUUAUGUUAGACCGGCCGUUUGAUAGUUCCAGCCCAAGAAAUCUGGUCUCUUCAUUAAUGGUUAGUCGGUAUAAAUGGAUUACUGAUUCGGGUCAUUUAAAUUUACAGGAGGAAUUAAGCAACUAA